GGAUGUGUAAAUGUCAGUUUUUUGCAGAACCUUCACUGCAAAUUGACGUCUUAAUUUUCAUGCGAAAGAAAAACGCAUUUUAACACGAUAAAUCCACAAGGAAAGUGACCAAAAAACAUCUUGAGACGUCUAUUCGCUCUCCCUCUCAACUCAUAAACUGAUGUGCCACUGAUUUUGUUUUCCAUCUCCAUCCAUCGCGCGGGAAUUCCCUUCGUAGUCAGGAAAGCAGCAGCAGCAGCAGCAGCUGUUCCCCAAAACACCUCUCUCAAUCCCAGAGGGAACUUUUGCAAACACAGCAAACGAAGAAAAAGAAGAAGAAGUGUCCAGGAAACUCGUGAUGGUGCAGAGGACAUCCUCCUGACAAACUAAAGAGUGUUCUUACGACGGGUGUGCCAUUUUGUGCUGUGAAUUUGUUGUGUGGUGAAAAGUCUCACACACCCACUCCCUGUGGGGCUGAAAAUUUUGUGUGGAAAUCAAUUUUUCUGGGUUUAGUGAAGUGAAAGAAAAAAUAAAUAAAACCUGAGAGAGAUAAACUACGUCGCAAAAUUCUCUAUGUGAGUGAACUCUCUUUCUCCUCAUCUGGUUGAAAGUGAGAAAAGACAAAUACUCGUGUUUUUGUGUGUGCAAAGAAGAUUAACAAGAGAAAAGGAAUUGAAUUUGGUGCGCGUGAAGAUGAUUAGAUUGAGGGACAUCGAGGAGAGGCAGGAAAAGGAAUCUCUGCCCGAGAAUCCGCUGAAGAGUUGGCGGGCAAAGUUUGACAACAAUUCCCUGACCACGGAGGAUUUUAUCACCUACUUCAACGCUGCCUGCCCAUUCUUCAUCAUUGUCAAUAAAGAGGAAGGGGAGACUGAAACGGUGACAUUUGAUGAGCAAAGUGCAAAAGGGGCCAUUUUGGAUGCACUCGAGGACUUCAUUUGCGGUGACAAUCCUCAAAAUGUGCUGGAUAAGCUGAAGUCAGAGAAUAACGUGGCAGCAGUGUGUGGGAGGGUCUUUAAGAUUGGCGAACCGACGUACUGCUGCCGGGAGUGCGGUAUGGAUCCCACGUGCGUUCUCUGUGUGAAUUGUUUCAAACAAUCAGCGCAUCGGCAUCACAAAUACAAGAUGGGCACCUCAAAUGGUGGCGGAUGCUGUGACUGUGGCGAUGCUGAGGCAUGGAAGAGGGACCCGUACUGUGAUCAACACAUUCAGGGGCUGACAAAUACCCAAAUUGAUAAUCCCGUCAUCACAGAAAGGAUAAAGAAUGCCUGUGGUAUGGUCUUCCAUGCUGUCCUCAGCUAUUGCACCACAUCCCUUGAGAUUGAUUGCAAUGGAACAAUGUCAGCUGUUGACGAGGAUGAAGACUUCUACUGCACAGUUCUCUACAACGAUGAAACUCACACGUACGAACAGGUUAUCCAGACAUUGACAAGGACUGUCGCAUGCCCACACAAGAAUGCCGUGGACUAUGUCACCAGUGUGGACAGAGAUGGGCGUGCAGUGGUAUUCUGUGGCUCCUUUGCUGAAUGUAUGCGCCUCAAGGGUGAGGUGGAGAAGCAAUCCGUACGGAAUAUAAUGCAUGCUAAGACACAACCACUGAGAGUGACGGUGCUGCACAAGAAGGGGUUGUCGUAUCAGCAAUUUGCAUUGCAACUCCUUGGAUGGUUGCAGCAAUUCCUCAUGCACUCUGCCUCCUUCAGGAAGGUUUUUUGUGAUAUAAUCACCAUGAAUACGGAUUACAACAUUAACCAUUUGCUGUCGAAUGAUUGCAAAUUGUGGAAGAUGGCACGUACGAGUUGGCACAAAGUUCUCAUUUCGGGCAUGUUGAUGGAGUAUGAGAAUAAGAAGAAGUUAGCUGUUGUCUUUACCAAGUUGUACGCAUCAGUGAUGCAGGAUUACAUUCGCGAUGAUCAUGAUCAUUCAUUCUCAAUUGUUUCACUGAGUGUGCAACUUUUUACGGUGCCAACCGUUGCCCACCACUUAAUUGCCCACGAGAGUGCAUUCUUCAUACUUAUGCAGACUUUCUAUGCGGAAAGUGUGGAGAAGUAUGUGCAGAAUAAGGUGCUACAGUUUGCCAAGACAACAAUAAAUCUCAAUGUUUUCAAGAGGGCCGCCUACAUUUUGUACGAUGUGCGGUACCUCCUCAAUAUUGCGCCCGAUGUGUGGACGGAUGAUUUGCGAAAGGGCUUCCUCCAUGGGAUGCAGAUACUCAUAAAACUCCUGAGGGUGAUGCAAGGAAUGGAUGCAGUGCAUCGACAGACGGGAUCACAUAUUGAGCAUGAACCAGAAUGGGAGUCAGCCUUUAAUUUGCACAUUAAAUUGGCAUACGUCAUAUCCUUGGCACUUGAUUGGUGUCGCACCGAUAAGGUUGUCCUUGUCAAGGUUUACAGGAUGGUCUUGGCCUCACUGUCUGAAUGCGAAUUUAUUGUGUCGCAAACAAUGACAAAGGUGCAAGAACUUGCGGAUCACAGUGUAACGUGCUUAAUGUACGAUGUAGCAUCACAACCUGUCUCAAUUCAUCUCCCCCUUUCACGCUUCUUUGCCGGAUUGUACUUACACUUGGAGAAAUUCGGUUUAUCUUACUACACUGUGUCUGCUCCCUCAUCUGGCCUAUCCCUUGUCCACUUGAUUGAACCCGUACUGUGUACACAGACAAUGAUUGCUCAAGUACACGCUGGCAUGUGGAGGCGCAAUGGGUACAGCCUCCUCAAUCAACUCUACUUCUAUCGGAAUGUUAAAUGUCGCUCAGAGAUGCUUGACAGGGACAUUGUUACCCUCCAAAUUGGGGCGUCGCUCAUUGAGCGCAAUGAAUUCCUCAUUCAUGUUAUAAAUAAAUUCAAUCUCAUGAGUUGGGUGUCACCGACCCCGUGGACAACACCUGAAGUGGAUUCCAGAAUUACGGAGGAGGAUAACAUCAGACAAACAAUAAAUAUGGUUGAUGAAUUCCUCGAGUUACUCAUCAUAAUAAUCGGGGAGCGCUACAUGCCGGGCAUUGGGCGUGUAACGGAAGAGGAUAGGCUGAAGAAGGAGAUCAUUCAGCAACUCUGCAUUAAGCCCUUUGCCCAUUCGGAGCUCAAUCGAACCCUUCCGGAUAUUCAGCAUGAAACUGGCAUGGAGAAUGUAAUAAAUGCCGUUGCAAUUUUCAAUAAACCCGCACAGGCGGAUAGGAAGGGGGUGUACGAGCUAAAGCCGGAAUUCUACGACAUGUACAACAUGUUCUUCUACCACUACAGCAAAGAGGAGAAGUCCAAGUCUGAGGAGGCACAGAGGAAGCGUAAGAAUGCCAAGAGGACGUGUUGUCUACCGCCAAAGCUACCAAAGCUCACGGAAGCUUUUUGCAUGAUUGCUGAUCUCCUGCAGUGUGAUGUGAUGUUACUGAUAAUGCAGACAGUCUUGGAGAAGUCGCUUGAUCUCAAGGAGCGAACCUUCUCAGAGGGACAUCUGCAAAAGGUUCUCUUCCUAAUUGGUUAUGGGCUACAAGAUGAGGAGAGUGGCAAUUAUCCGUUUUUGAUGUUCCACGAACGUGCCAUAAAGUGGAAUAUUUUGCAUUUGCUAACGGAAUUGGCAACAUGUCCGCGUGUUGAGGCACUUACGGAGCAUAUUCAGUGGACAGUGAAGAAAUUCAAGGAGAUUCAGGCACGUGGUGAGGAUAGUGGUGCUGGGAGUAGUACGAGUGUGGCAAUGGAACAGGAUGAUACAGCAAUGACGAGUGAUGAGCAGGAGGCGGCAGAGAAGCAGGAAAGGGCGAGAUUGGCGGCUGAGCAUCGUGCUAAGAUUAUGGCACAAAUGGCGAAUGCUCAGAAGAACUUUAUGACGGAGAAUGCGGCGCUAUUUGAGAGUACAAAGGUUGAGUAUGAGCGCGAGGAGACGCAGGAUUUCAUGGAGUGGGAGAAUGCGAAUGAGCAGAGUCAGUCAAUUGCGUGCUUGGGACCAAAUAGGAAGGUUCACAUGGAUGACGAUCAGGUGGUGUCGUGCAUACUGUGCUCGGAGGAUGUUAAUGUGAGCAAAGGUGGGCCGUGUAUGGUGUAUUCGGCCUAUGUGCAGAAAUCCACACUAAUCUAUGGGCCAGCAAGGAUUUAUCCGCAUGUGAGUAGCUGUGGGCAUGUAAUGCAUGCCAAUUGUUGGCUUGAAUACUUCAACAAUGAGGUACAAAAGGAGACCCGCAGACCGUAUCGAAAUCGCUCUCCGGCCAGCUUUGAUACGGACAAGAAGGAAUUCCUCUGUCCACUCUGUCGAUGCUUGAGCAACACUGUCAUCCCGCUGGCGAGCUCUCUUCCACUCUACUACAUUGGCACAACGACGCAUCAACAUGCAACGGAGCAUGUGGAUUUCUCCACAUGGUGCGACAUUAUGCGGAAAUUCAUUGAUGGUCUGGGGAGUGAAGAGGAGGAAAUGCUGAGUAUUGAUGCCAUCCUCGAGGAGUACAAUGAGCCAACGAGGGAGCUCUUUGUAGCAGCUUGUCCCCCACUUAAGCGACAAAUAGAUCGUGAUCUCAUUGGGCAUGUGAGUGAUUUUGUCACCACAAUGAAGGAUCUCAUUGGGCGCAAAAAGAUAAAUAAGCACGUUGAAAUGUGGCUGGCGUGUGUGUACACCAUUCAAUCGGUUGAGAUGCUCCUGCGGGCGCAGGGGAAACCCUUGAAGGGUCACCUCUCAAUACGACAGCUGAGUUGCCUGUGUGGUCUCAUCCGGAUGUGUGGUACAAUGGGAUUUGCAAUGAUGGAAAAGGAGAAACGUGAGCUUCUCGCUCUUUUCCCGCAAUACCAUGUCCUGUGCCCAGAGACAAAUUGCCUUCUGGACACAAAUCUCUUUCAAUCACUCGUUGUGACGGUCUUCAUGACCCCUUGUGUGAUGUAUGUGCAAAAGAGGAACCCAGAGGAUUUGCUGAAGAGUGAUUGUGUCAUUCCCACGGGGCAAAUGAUGGAAUUUUAUCUACUAAAACAGGCUUUUAUUCUCAAUAUUGCCAAAAUUCUCAUUACCUUCAAUCCAACGGUGGAAGUGGAGGAGGAUGCCGUGUUGGAGGAUGCACUACUCAAAGAAGUUCAUCAAAAGGCGGAGGAAAGGUAUAAAAAGGAACAAGAAGAAAAGGCAAAGGGAAAAAAUAAACCACAAGAAACAUUAUCCAUGGAAAGUCCUUCAUGCUCCACAAUAGUUUUCACGCAACCAAUUCAGAAUGUUACAACAAAGACAACAAGUAUGGAGGUCCAGGAGGAUCCUGAUGAUGUUCCAAUGGAGGCACAGACGGAGGAGAAAAAGGGCGGGAAGGAUAAUGGUUUGGUGACUAUGUUGGCCUUUUUCCGCCUCCACAAUAUCUACGUGGGCUCCACAGCACGUAGAAUAAUCACCCCGAGCCAAUUAAUUGAGGAGAUUAAGGAGAAAAGUUCGACAUUUCUGCGGUCAGCCACACUCCUAUUUCACUUCAUUACGGGCAUUGAGAUGCCGCAAGAGUUGGAGGAACUCGGUGGGGAUACAUUUGAGCUGAUGUGCGAGUACCUGGGCCUUGAUGCCAACAUUGAGUCCUACUUUGUGUGCAAGAAAUCCCUGGAAAUGAUGACGCGUGCCUCAUUGCAUCCAACCAUUGAGGCAAUGCGGAAAGGAGAAAUGGAGAAGAAAUCAACACCGACGUAUUUACCGGUGAAGGAACUUGUUGCCCUUCCGGAGGAUUACAGUGAUCUAAUUAAUAGUGUCUCCCUCUUCACGUGCCCCAAUAAUUCACGCGAUGACACCCGCAAUCCCACAAUGUGUCUCGUUUGCGGUGAAGUACUCUGCUCGCAGACGUACUGUUGCCAGAGUGAGAUUAACCGGAUGACAGUGGGGGCGUGUACGUACCACGCACACGUCUGUGGGGCAGGAAUUGUUCCACUUUUGCGGAUCCGGGAGUGUGAAGUGAUGCUGCUCAGUGUGAGUAAGGGUUGCUUCAUCUCCCCGCCAUAUCUCGAUGAGUACGGUGAGUACGAUGCGGGACUCAGGCGCGGGAAUCCUCUCCACCUGUGCCGGGAAAGGUAUGAGAAGUUGCGCAUUAUGUGGCUAAGUCAUGGGUUCUACGAGGAAAUUGCCCGCACGAUGGAGAUUACGAAUACAAUGCCACCCACACAGUGGGAGCUACUCUAGUUGAGGAAUCACAACACUUUUUUGCUUAAACUACCCGCUCCUCCCUCUCCCCUCUGGUCACCCCUUUAGCACGCGCUUCUCGAAAGAAAAAAAAAUUAAACUUAAAUAAGAAAAAUUAACGUAAAUGCGCCCCUCUCUCAAAUUAAGGAGAAAAAAUCGUCUUUUUUUUAAUUUAAUUUCAGUUCCAAAGUAGAGAGAGAGGAAGUCAAAUUCAAGUAAAUAUUAUUGUUUUUCUGUGUAAAAUAAAACAAGAAAUUUGAGGAAAUUUAUAAAGGCAAAAGUCUGAUAAAAAAAAUGUAUUAUAUUCGCGUUAUUUUCUUUUUUUUCUUUGUAUUUUAUUAAAUUGAGAAACUUCCUCGUAAAUGGUGAGAUUUUUUGAUGAUUAAGGAAGAGUGACGAUCGUGUGCAGCUAAGUCGAUGACGCUUCUGAAGAAUGAUUGAGUCUCCUUAUAUAUUUUUUUUCUUUAUUAAAAUAAUUAUUAAUAAUAUAAUUUGAUUUAUUUGAAAGAAGAAGAAAAACAAAGAGAAAUUAUUAUAGUUGAUUUUUUCCGGUUUGAUAUUUUGUGAGAUAUAUUUGAGGAAGAGAAAAAGAAAUAAAGAAGAUUUAUGAAGCAAA
Messenger RNA from Lutzomyia longipalpis, 6700 nucleotides. RefSeq names its product E3 ubiquitin-protein ligase UBR1 (gene Ubr1). The transcript has 9 exons. Lineage: Eukaryota; Metazoa; Arthropoda; Insecta; Diptera; Psychodidae. The record is from RefSeq and is a predicted model, not a curated record. Gene Ontology annotation, biological process: protein ubiquitination; ubiquitin-dependent protein catabolic process via the N-end rule pathway. Gene Ontology annotation, molecular function: zinc ion binding; ubiquitin protein ligase activity. Bases 673 to 6084 code for a protein of 1803 amino acids. Gene Ontology annotation, cellular component: ubiquitin ligase complex; cytoplasm.